AUGCAGGUUUGGAUAGACUAUGAUGGAGUGGAGAAUCUACUCAAUGUAACACUAACUCCUAUUAGAAGCCCAAGACCAUAUCAAUCUCUCCUGUCAACACACAUAAAUCUUUUUACAAUUUUCUUGAAUUCUAUGUAUGUUGGUUUCUCUUCCACUACUGGAGCAGUUCCAGUUGGGACGAUUUACCUUGUGAGGAGGAAAAAAUAUGAAGAAUUAUUUGAAGAUUGGGAAUGGGAGUAUGGCCCUCAAAGAUUUUCCUAUAAGGACCUCUACAAAGCUACCAAAGGUUUCAAAGACCAAGAGUUUCGUGGAGCAGGAGAUUUUGGAAAUGUUUAUAGAGGAGUGCUUCCCUCUUCCAAGGAACAAGUCGCGAUAAAAAAAAUCUCUCAUGAUUCAAAACAAGGGGUGAAGGAGUUUGUGGCCGAAAUAUCUAGCAAUGGAAGACUAAGACAUAAGAACUUGGUCCAGCUCCUUGGUUAUUGCAAGCGAAGGGGAGAGCUUCUCUUGGUCUAUGAUUAUAUGCCCAAUGGAAGCCUUGACAAGUUCAUAUUUAGCAAUGAAAAAUCAACCCUCAAUUGGACCCAGCGUUUUCAAAUCCUUAGAGGAAUAGCAUCGGCCCUUCAGUAUUUGCAUGAAGAAUGUGAGCAAGUUGUUCUUCAUAGAGAUGUGAAGGCUACUAAUGUUUUACUAGAUGCUGAUCUAAAUGGAUGGCUAGGAGAUUUUGGGCUUGCUAGAUUGUAUGAUCGUGGAGCAAACCUAGAAACUACCCAUGUGGUGGGCACUUUUGGCUAUCUUGCACCUGAGCUUUCUAGAACAGGCAAGGCAACUACAAGCACUGAUGUGUUUGCUUUUGGUGCAUUCAUGCUUGAAGUGGCGUGUGGAAGGAGGCCUAUAGAGCCACAAGGGUUGCCUGAAGAUAUGGUUUUGGUUGAUUGGGUUUUUGAGAACUGGAAACGAGGAACUAUUCUUUCCACGUGUGAUCUUAGAUUGGAAGGUGAAUUUUCGGAAGAUGAAAUGAAGUUGAUUUUGAAUCUAGGUCUACUUUGCUCACACUCCUAUGCAGCGGCAAGGCCUAGCAUGAAGCAAGUGAUGCGAUACUUGGAUGGGGAUGCCUUGUUGCCAGAGAUACAUCUUGAUACUAUAGGUAUUGGUACACUUAGUGUGGGUAAUGAAACAUCUGCUGAAUUUGUCAUGUCAUUUCCUUUGUCCGCUGAAGUUUUUGUUAGAAAUAAUGAUGAGGCUGCAACGUCGCUGCUUUGUAAUGGAGAGUUGAUGUAG
Messenger RNA from Camellia sinensis, 1278 nucleotides. Lineage: Eukaryota; Viridiplantae; Streptophyta; Magnoliopsida; Ericales; Theaceae. The record is from RefSeq and is a predicted model, not a curated record.